UCUUAUUCGAAGGGGCCCUCCCAGACAGCUCCCGCGGGCGGGCGCGCUUCCGGCGCGUGUCAGUAGACGCACUUCCGACGAGCUGUGGAAGGGCGUGCCGGAGCAAGCCCAUCUUGGGGUGCGGUGCCGGCAGAAUGUUCCUCACCGCCCUCCUCCUCCGCAACCACAUCCCGGGCCGGCAGUGGAUCGGGAAGCACCAGCGGCCGCGCACCGUGUCAGUGCACGCGGAGGAGAAGCUGCGGCGGCGCCUGGAGGUGGAGGCGGAGAACCAGUACUGGCUGAGCGCGCCCUACCUCACCUCGGAACAGGAGUUCGGCCACGCCGCCGCCCGCCGCGCGCUCGCCUUCCAGCAGCUCCGGGAGGCCUGUACUUCCAAGUUCCCGCCGCACAGGUUCGUCCGCGACCAGCUCGACCAUCUCAACAUCAGCAAGAAGUGGACCUGAGAAGCCGUGGCCGCCGGGAGAACCAGGCGAGCGCCCGGCCUCGCGUGCAGAAUGCGCGGCUCCACACUAGCGGGUAGCUAAGGCUCCGCUUGGAGGCGCCUGUGAUUCUCCACCCCUCUACCUUGAUACGAAGAUUGCAGGGUUUCCUGGGUCAGACGUCACAGGAAAAUGUAUUUUGGAUGUAAGAGGGAAUAAAAUUACAAACUGG
This is a messenger RNA of Erinaceus europaeus (western European hedgehog), 651 nucleotides long. It is a transcript of the gene MRPL57, whose product is annotated as mitochondrial ribosomal protein L57. Bases 135 to 443 code for a protein of 102 amino acids. Gene Ontology annotation, biological process: mitochondrial translation. Gene Ontology annotation, molecular function: structural constituent of ribosome. The transcript has 2 exons. The record is from RefSeq and is a predicted model, not a curated record. Lineage: Eukaryota; Metazoa; Chordata; Mammalia; Eulipotyphla; Erinaceidae. Gene Ontology annotation, cellular component: mitochondrial ribosome.